Messenger RNA from Mollisia scopiformis, 1074 nucleotides. RefSeq lists its product as uncharacterized. NCBI's taxonomy places the organism in Eukaryota, Fungi, Ascomycota, Leotiomycetes, Helotiales, Mollisiaceae. The transcript has 3 exons. The record is from RefSeq and is a predicted model, not a curated record. Bases 1 to 1074 code for a protein of 357 amino acids.
AUGCCUCCAAAAAGAACUUCUAGCAGCAAGAGGGAUCGGCAAAAAUUGGCCACGGCAGCACAAAAGUUAAUGACGCUGCCAUCUGCCAGUGAGCCGGAUGAGGAGGAAAGUGUGGUGGCUAACAACUUGACACAAGCACUUACUGGCGAAAGUGAAGACGAAGAGAUUAUUGAGGAGGAGCGGUAUCUCAGUGCAACAUCGACUCUUUCCAAGCAACCCAAUCCACCAACUUCCUCGGCUGCUUCGAAGGCUUUCAAAUGUGAAUGUCAACAAGGGCAUACAGACGGCAUCGAAUGCAUCAUUCACAACAAUCGCAAGGUUCACGCUGGGAUCAGCGCAAGGGUCCUUAUGAGAAGCAAUAUGGUUUACAUCAACAACAAGUUCUACGUCCACGCCGAUUUGCUCUCGCUUCACUCGGAACGCUUUCGACGAGAGUGGGGCCAGACAACCUUCGAAGAGAAGGAAAAACGUAAAGGGUCUAUGCUCUGGGCCCUGAAGGAUAAAGAUCCACUGAUAGCUCACUUCUCGGGAUGGUUGUACAGCGGUGGACUCCUUGCUACCGCUUGCUUCGAGACUAAUGAGCUUCAAGAAGAGUUAACUGCAUAUCGAACAGGUAGAUUUGAGAACGACGGCUUCAACAAGCACUGGAUGGUUCCAAAAAGUCUCAGAUCCAUCUACAAGGUUGCAACUCAAGGCUCACCAUUUCGAAAACUUGCUUCCGAUAUCAUGAGUUCCCUUGAUGUCCUGAAUUCUGAAAAAUACGGGCCUCAGGAGGAUUGGGAAAGCCUCUGCGAAGAUCUUCCUGAGCUGGAGGCUGAUGUGAAGGCUGCUGAUGUUGAGAAAAACAAAGGGAAGUGGGCUGGCAGAGGAGGUCGUCCUUGGAAUAAUCAAUACAGGAAGGAGUACAUGUUGGAAGAAGUUCCUAUGGAGGAAGUCUGGGAGAACCAAAUUUUGCAACAAAGAAACCUGGGAGAUCUUGAGCGGAUGAGCAAAGAAAAGGACGUUCAAGCGAUGAUUGAGUUGGAGCACGUCAAGGGAAGUCAGCAGUCGUCAGAGGCUAAAGAAGAUGACUAG